CCACCUCCUGCUUCUGUCGCCCACUGGUCGCCCCCCAUACACGUCUUUCCGGUCGGGCUUGAUCUCGUCUCCGUGCUGCUAGUACUGAAGAAACAAACGCUCCAUUCUGUCGUCUUUUAUUUGUGUAGUCAAAUAAAAGGUUCGUUUUUCUCUUUGAUUGUUUUACGGUUUGGGGACAGAACCGGAGCACUUUCCCGUCUCUGACCGGAGGAGCAGCAGGAGCUCGGCGGAGGAGAGAGAGGCAGGCGGAGAGCGCCGAGCAUCGGCUGGAUGCAAUACAAAGGUAACGAGGCUCCUCUGUGAGCGGACUGCUUGUGUUGUCAGUGGAGACGGAGGAACGGUGUUUUUGCUACGGAGAGCAGAGGAUGUGAAUCGCCAGUGAGAGCGUGAUGGCCGAGCAGGAGGCGCUCUGUUGCAGCAGCAUCGAGCAAAAUGUCCCCGGGUCCUGGUUUGAGGAGUGAAAGCAGAGUGGCUAUCCUUCGUUCCGCAGACUCCAUUACGCACCAGCUGCUGCUCCUAAAUGCGUUCAUUCCUGUUUCCGCUCUGUUCCCGUUCACGCUGUGAGAGGAUGGCUGGCUGGCGUUGAGGAGAACCAGUGUCGGCCCCUCGCUGGCUUCUGGAUCGCGUGUUCUUCCUGCGGCAGAACCACGGACAGCGACGAUGACUCGGCUGCGCAGGAAAGCGCUGGUGGCGCUUUUCCUCUUCACGCUCUUCAUUUUUGGGACCAUGAUGGGCCUGAGGACGCUGAAACCCAGCGACGGCUUUUCGGACCUGGCUCCUGGUAUGGAUUUCAUCGGGGAGAGGUCAGAGAGGAGGCGGCUGGAUGUGAAAGACGUGGUGGUUUCCCCAGGUCAGUUCCACAUGAGCAGCAGCGACACGAAGGUGGUUUUCACCAGAUCGGACCGGGAGUACAGCAUAUUCUACGACGUCCACAUCUUCUACUACCUGUGGUACGGCUCUCCCAGCGUGGACAACAAGUACAUCCACUGGGAUCACGUGCUGGUGCCACACUGGGACCCAAAGAUCGCAGCCAGCCAUGCUCAAGGAAAGCACACGCCUCCGGAUGACAUUGCCUCGAGUUUCUACCCCGAGCUGGGACCCUACAGCUCGAGGGACCCGAAGGUGCUAGAGUCACACAUGGCCCAGAUAGAAGCGGCCGCAGCGGGAGUGCUGGUUUUGUCCUGGUAUCCUCCAGGGGUGGGGGACGACCACGGGGAGCCCACAGAGGACCUCGUUCCUACCGUUAUGGACGCUGCCCACAGGCACAGCAUCAAGGUGGCUUUUCACAUACAGCCAUACAAGGGCCGGACGGACCAGAGCAUGUAUGACAACAUCAAAUACAUUAUUGACAAGUAUGGAAAACAUGGCGCCUUCUACAAAUUCAAGUCGAGCACCGGGCGAGUACUGCCUCUGUUUUACAUCUACGACUCCUACCUGACACCGCCCGAGUCCUGGGCAGAACUUCUGACAGCUAAAGGCUCCCGCAGCGUUAGAGGCACGCCUUACGAUGGGAUUUUUGUUGCACUCAUUGUCGAGGAACGUCACAAAUACGACAUCCUAGCCAGCGGCUUUGACGGCAUGUACACGUACUUUGCCUCGAACGGCUUCUCGUUUGGCUCGUCUCACCAGAACUGGAAGGCCAUCAAGGCGUUCUGUGACGCAAACAAUUUGCUGUUCAUCCCAAGCGUUGGUCCCGGGUACGUGGAUACUGCCGUUCGACCGUGGAACAACCAUAACACCAGGAACCGUGUUAACGGACGUUACUAUGAGACGUCCCUGCAGGCAGCUUUGUCUGUCCGUCCAGAAAUCGUCACCAUUACGUCCUUCAACCAGUGGCACGAAGGCACACAAAUAGAGAAGGCUACGCCCAAGAAAACUGUGACCCGUUUGUAUCUAGAUUAUCAGCCUAACCAACCAGACCACUACUUGGAGCUAACACGCCAGUGGGCAGAGAACUUCAACAAAGAGAAGGACAAGUGGCUGAUGUGAGCGUCAGCUGAGUGGACGGUCUGAGCAUCGCUACAACAUGAUGUUGCGCUCGCUGCCACACCUCUGUGUUCCUCCACACAAAGUUUCCGCUCAGCGCUCUCUUCCUGUUUCGACUGCCUGUCAUUUUUGUACAUGUUAAUAAUGACAUGCACAUGUUGAUGCUUCAGGGUCGCAGUGAUAAACAGCUAACACUGGUUUUGUGAGUAGUGUGGUUCUGACUACUAAACCCAUGUGGAUGUGUACAGUAACUCUACUACUCUGUGAGGUUUAUGUUGUAUUAUCCAAUGCUCCAGACUGUUCUUUCCUGUCUUUCCAUGGUGACAAAUUAAACUGUGUGUCUGUUUACAGUUGGACAAUCAGUUGCUGAUGUGAAAAAGGUCUUAGGCUGCGUUCACACUGCAGGGGAAAGCGCAUCAAAUCCGACUUCUCUGACCCUCUGCGACCAUCUAUCCAAUCAUGGUGUGACGGUGUGAACGGCACAAAUCCGAUAUCUUCAAAUCCAAUCUGGGUCACUUUGGUAUGUGGUGCUGAAUCCGAUACAUAUCCGAUGUUUUAGAAAGCGACUGCUGUUUGAUGGUCACGUCGCAUUAAAUCCGUCUUUUACGUCACCGACACAAGACAGACGCCGACUAUCAGCGCCCGACAUGGUGAACGCUUCUAUCCAGGGAAACUGCUGGGAAGACAGCGUUGGAGAAACGUGAACAUUUUCUUUGUACUGUAUAAUCUGCAGAUUCUGACAGAAAUCUGCAGCUAGAAGCAGCGCUCCUCUGAAACAGCAGUAAGGAUCAUUAUUAGGACAAAUGUAAAUAACAAAACUUUAUAACUUAAAGCAAAACUGGGAAACGUGAAGUCUGAAGUCUUUACAUUAAGGCCAUCAGUCACACAUCCUGUUGCUCUGGGUCUAAACAGAGCGUCGUGUGUGACGUCUUCU
Molecule: messenger RNA, 2920 nt
Organism: Maylandia zebra (zebra mbuna)
Lineage: Eukaryota; Metazoa; Chordata; Actinopteri; Cichliformes; Cichlidae
Gene: maneal
Product: mannosidase endo-alpha like
Molecular function (GO): alpha-mannosidase activity
Source: RefSeq, a predicted model, not a curated record